AUGGAGCUCUCCAGACUGCCGCUAGUCCGGCUGCUCUGCUUACUGGCGGGCUCGUCAACGACAGCCCUGCCAGCCCUGCUUGGGAUGGACAGGGUGAGGCAGCAGGUUGACAGGGCGAACAGGCGUGGCCCGUCCAUUGGGCUCGUCAUGUCGUACGUCGAGGAGGACACGGCGCUCCAGGCCACCGGCUACUUCAGGUCUUGGCGUGUCUACGGGCGGAGGUUUCACAUUGGGAGUGAUAGAGGUGUGAAUGUUAUAUACGCAUUGACAGGACAACGCAGGUUGAAUGCGGUUGUCACUGUACAAACUCUCCUUGAUGUAUUUAGUGUGUCUGGUAUUGUCUAUUAUGGCACAGCAGGAAGCUCUAACGAUUCAAUGUCAUUUGGCGAUGUCAGUGUCCCCAAGUUAGUUGCUUAUACAGGCGCUUGGACAUGGAAGGUACCCUCCUACUGUAAUUAGCUUUUACUAGUCAUUAACCCGUGCAACUGUACGGGCU
Aegilops tauschii subsp. strangulata is the source of this 496-nucleotide messenger RNA. RefSeq lists its product as uncharacterized. Gene Ontology annotation, biological process: nucleoside metabolic process. The record is from RefSeq and is a predicted model, not a curated record. NCBI's taxonomy places the organism in Eukaryota, Viridiplantae, Streptophyta, Magnoliopsida, Poales, Poaceae. Gene Ontology annotation, molecular function: catalytic activity.